Molecule: messenger RNA, 811 nt
Organism: Carica papaya (papaya)
Lineage: Eukaryota; Viridiplantae; Streptophyta; Magnoliopsida; Brassicales; Caricaceae
Gene: CLE10
Product: CLAVATA3/ESR-RELATED 10
Source: RefSeq, a predicted model, not a curated record
UCCAUCUCUCUUACAAUCCUUUCUUCCUUUCCUUCCCACAAAACCAUCUUUCUUUCUCCUCCUGAUCUCUCCAAUCUCUCCAACAAUGGCGGCUCACCGUCUCUUCAUCCUCAUUCCUCUUAUUCUCCUCCUCAUUUUCUCUUACUCAACUGCCACCACACCCACCAAACCCUAUCCAAGAACCUCUUCAAGAACCCACCACCAAUACCGCUACUCCUGCGAUUCAUUCCCUCGUGGCGGCCGCUCCCGGUCAUUGUGCAUUCAACUCCAAAGAGCCCACCAGCACCGCCUUCUCCGACGGCCACCGCCAUCCUCGGCUUCUUCAUCGAUCGAUGAGUCGGUUAAUAUUGAUCCAAGAUAUGCUAUGGAGAACAGGGUAGUCCCUUCCGGACCUAACCCUCUUCAUAACUGACCUUAUUUUGGUCAGCCUCCGUGCUAUAUAUAUAAAUAUAUAUUAUAUACUGCUGCCAUAAAUCUUUGUCUUCUUUGCAUUCAUUAUCAAGUUGACAAUCUUCAUAUGACAAAUUUCUUUUCCUCCUUUUGCGUCAUGGUUUAAUAUGGUAUAACUUGUUUGGCUGUUUUGGAACUUCAUGUGUUCAUGUGGUGAAUAUGGUAAAUGGGCAUUGGGUUUUUCUAUUUCCACGCUUGUUUUUGGGUUCUGUGAUACCCAGUUAGAUGAUUUAGAUUAGAGUGGAAGAAGCAAAAACAAGCAUGGAAAUCAGACAUUAAUUAGUGUAGGAGUUAACAGCCCAAAUUGGGUGGAGGGAAGCGUCAAAAGAAACGCAUGAGUUUCAUUAAAUAGCAGGAGCCU